CUAACACCAUUGACCCCACAGCCUCGGUGAAGGGGCGCUACACCAGGAAGACUGACGGCCUCCUGUACCUGAACCCGGAGAUCCUGAGGACAUAUGACCAGGCCAGGAACCACUGCGCCUCUAUCCCUGGUCACCGCCUCGCCAUCCUCAAGACGUAUCCUCAGUGGGAGUCCUUCAAGAGCCUCUACAAUCCUGAAGAUGAGCACCUGUGGCUGGUGGACCUGGUGGGGAUGUCCUCCAAGACAGCGGUGUGGGGUGACGGUACACCUUUCCUCUCCACACCUUUAGCACAACACCUGGAGCUAAUUAACGACGGCAAAGGUGAUGACAUAUUUGUUAUGAACGACAAUCAGUUAUAUGUCGGGGCUCGUGAUAAACUGAGGCGGUUCUUGUGUCAGGCUAAUCCACAAAGGAUAAGAGGCAUCACCGUAACAUCAGUAGAUCAGAGAGGUAACCCCACGGGUGCCCCAACAAGGCCAUUACCGAGCGCCUCCCCCAAUUACCGCGGGAGGCAGACCGUCACCUCGAGAUGGACUCGGGUACUGAAGGAAGCUUUCGCCUUCUUUCAUCUGGUGUUUUCUCAGGCCACCAGGAUCACCAGCAGGCCACCAGGAUCACCAGCAGGCCACCAGGAUCACCAGCAGGCCACCAGGAUCACCAGUAGGCCACCAGGAUCACCAGCAGGCCACCAGGAUCACCAGCAGGCCACCAGGAUCACCAGCAGGCCACCAGGAUCACCAACAGGCCACCAGGAUCACCAGCAGGCCACCAGGAUCACCAGCAGGCCACCUAGGAUCACCAGCAGGCCACCAGGAUCACCAGCAGGCCACCAGGAUCACCAGCAGGCCACCAGGAUCACCAGCAGGCCACCAGGAUCACCAACAGGCCACCAGGAUCACCAGCAGGCCACCAGGGAUCACCAGCAGGCCACCAGGAUCACCAGCAGGCCACCAGGAUCACCAGCAGGCCACCAGGAUCACCAGCAGCCGCCUGGAUCACCAGCAGGCCACCAGGAUCACCAGCAGGCCAGGAUCACCAGCAGGCCACCAGGAUCACCAGCAGGCCAUCAGGGUCACCAACAGGCCACCAGGAUCACCAGCACACCAGGAUCACCAGCAGGCCACCAGAUCACCAGCAGGCCACCAGGAUCACCAGCAGGCCAGGAUCACCAGCAGGCCACCAGGAUCACCAGCAGGCCACCAGGAUCACCAGCAGGCCACCAGGAUCACCAGCAGGCCACCAGGAUCACCAACAGGCCACCAGGAUCACCAGCAGGCCACCAGGAUCACCAGCAGGCCACCAGGAUCACCAGCAGGCCACCAGGAUCACCAGCAGGCCACCAGGAUCACCAACAGGCCACCAGGAUCACCAGCAGCAGGCCACCAGGAUCACCAGCAGGCCACCAGGAUCACCAGCAGGCCACCAGGAUCACCAGCAGGCCACCAGGAUCACCAGCAGGCCCCCUGUCAUCAACAGCGCCGGGUGGUGCCAUGUCCCCCGUCCCACCCAGCUUCACCCCGCCCCGCCCACUCCCGCCCCCGCCCACCCCGCCCCGCCUCCCACAAUAA
Molecule: messenger RNA, 1568 nt
Organism: Homarus americanus (American lobster)
Lineage: Eukaryota; Metazoa; Arthropoda; Malacostraca; Decapoda; Nephropidae
Product: basic salivary proline-rich protein 1-like
Exons: 5
Source: RefSeq, a predicted model, not a curated record